UCGUUUUGUUUAUAUUAAAUCCAGUUCAACUUCAUGCUGCUGGAGACAGUCAGUCUUUGUCAUGGGAUAAUUUUAUUUUCCUAAAGCAACUUCAAGGGCUUGAUUGAACAUUUGGACGGCAGAUCUGCUUCUUGACUUGAGGCUGUGAGAAAAGAGAAUAAAAUCUGACCUGAUCUCUUAUAGCUGUCAUGGGAGAGGACCUGGCGAGUCACUUUAAAAGAAAGUUCUAGCGGUCCUCACUGAAGCUCCAAGACAAACCACAAGAAUUCAGAGCAGCACUUGGAGUUUCUCUCUGAAUCACUGGAUACCAGACGAGCAUGAGGAACUCUUCUGUUUAUUUCCUGACCGGUAAAUACUUAAAACCCGGGGAAGCAUGAUGGAAAGGCUCAGUUUAUAGAUUCCAUAUGGUUUGUAAUAAUGCACGCGUGUAUUCUGUUUGUCAUCACAACAUGCACAAAAAUCUGGCCAAAUUACGUUACGUAAUUAGUACCUUACACGUUUGCUCCUCGAAAAUUACCUUUAGGGAAAAAAAGGAUCUCCUUUAAGUUAGCGUGGAAUUCACACAUUCACAUAUUGAGCUCAGCAAUCUUAUUUCCUUCUCUUUUUUAAACCCUAAUAGUCUACACGAAUACAUAAAUUAGAUGUGAGGCAGAGGGGAGGUAUAAACUCGUAUCUGACAGCAGAGCGGUUCAUUCACCUGGAGAACACAGAGCGCGAUCAGAGCAGCCUACGCACUUUGGGUUUGUCCCAUUGAAAGAGACGCGCUCAGUGCGCGCUCCCCCGAGGACGUCAUCCAGCGGCCCGUUCGUUAUAGAGGAGCGCACCCGAGCCUCUCAUCUGUCAAUCAAACAUGUGGUUCAUCAAUCUAACUUUGCUCGUUCUCAAGCUGUCUGUGUCUGCGGAGGGAUUCUCCACGUGCCAGUCCUACAAUUUGGACGACCACAAAUCUAAAAGGAUCGAGGCGGUGCGCGGACAGAUUUUGAGCAAGCUGCGCAUCCGGAGUCCUCCGGAUCCCGAGGCCAGCCCGCCAGCGGAGUCGGUACCAGUGGAGGUGAUGUUACUUUACAACAGCACGAAGGAGCUGCUGAAGGAGCGCGCGCGCCAGGCCGAGGCCGCGUGCGAGCGGGAGAGCAGCGAGGAGGACUAUUACGCUAAAGAGGUGCAGCGGAUCAAUAUGAUCCCACUGCGCACAGAUACAAACUCAAUCAACCCUGUUCCUCAGAGCCCGUACUUCAGGAUAGUGGGCUUUGACGUCACCAACGUUGAGCGAAAUUCCAGUACUUUGGUCAAAGCAGAAUUUCGCAUCUUCAGAGCGCCAAACCCACAGGCGCGCAACACAGAGCAGCGUGUGGAAAUAUACCAGAUUCUCAAAUCUGAUGACGUGACGGCACCGUCUCAGAGGUACAUCGACUCCAGAACAGUUGAGCCUCGAGCCAAGGGGGCGUGGCUUUCUGUUGAUGUCACAGAGACUGUGAAGGAGUGGAUGGCGUUCAGAGAGAGAAAUCUCGGACUCAAGAUCAGCGUUCACUGUCCCUGCUGUACAUUUGUCCCAUCCACGAAUAAUAUUGUCCCUAACAAGAGUGAAGAGUUGGAAGCCAGAUUUGCAGGCAUUGAUGAUGAUCUAAUAAAGCAUAACCGAAGACCUGGCAUGACUAAAGGACAGAUUGAAUUUAGCACAAAAACUCCUCAUUUGAUACUAACCCUGCUGCCCACCGACCGUCUGGAGAGUCCCACCAAGAAUAACCGCAAGAAGAGAGCAGCAGCAGACACAUCCAUAUGCUCACGGACUGAUCAGGGCUGCUGUCUGAGGUCUCUGUAUAUUGAUUUUCGUCGGGACUUGAACUGGAAGUGGAUCCAUGAACCAAAAGGGUACAAAGCAAAUUUCUGUGCAGGGAACUGUCCUUACCUAUGGAGCGCAGACAACCACUACAACAUGAUUCUCCCGCUGUAUAAUAAAAUGAAUCCAGAGGCAUCAGCAUCCCCGUGUUGUGUUCCUCAAGACCUGGAGCCCCUCCCCAUUGUUUAUUACCUAGGCCGAAACCCCCGUGUGGAACAGCUCUCCAACAUGGUGGUCCGGUCCUGCAAGUGCCGUUGAAGCAGUAGAGGCGAAGACAUAGAGAUCUCAGACGGAGGACAGGACACAGGUGCAAACUAACAUCUCAAUGGAAUGCAUCUUAAAGGGAUGCUCCUCCCAAAAAUGAAAAUUGUCAUAAUUUACAUACUCUCAUGUCGUUCCAAAUUUGUAUGCAUUUCUUUCUUCGGGCAAACAUCAAAGACAAUGUUCUGAAGAAUGCUGGGAACCAAACAUUGGACCUCCAAUGUGACACUGAGGCAUUUUUCAAAAUAUCUUCCUUUAUGGUCUACAGAAGAAAGAGGUGAAAUGUUAUUUUUGGGUGAACUACAGUUAAAAACUUGUGGGAUGUGGAAAAGCCUAUAAUCAUUCAUCAGCGAAAACCGUCAUUGGUAAUAGUCUAAUAAAUAAGCUUUUUUGUCUAAUAUUUCCUCGCAUUUUCAGUGACACACAAAAUACACACCAGCAGCGCAUCCUUUUUCGAUUUUGUACGAAGUUUACUGUAGAUCAGUUUAUAUUUUUGCAAAUGUAAAUAGUUUUUGGUGACGUUUAUAUGUGUUUAUUUGCUAAAUACAAUAAAUUUUGAUUAUAUAAUAUA
Carassius carassius (crucian carp) is the source of this 2669-nucleotide messenger RNA. RefSeq names its product transforming growth factor beta-2 proprotein-like. NCBI's taxonomy places the organism in Eukaryota, Metazoa, Chordata, Actinopteri, Cypriniformes, Cyprinidae. The transcript has 7 exons. Bases 851 to 2095 code for a protein of 414 amino acids. The record is from RefSeq and is a predicted model, not a curated record. Gene Ontology annotation, molecular function: type II transforming growth factor beta receptor binding; type III transforming growth factor beta receptor binding; growth factor activity. Gene Ontology annotation, biological process: BMP signaling pathway; transforming growth factor beta receptor signaling pathway; regulation of cell population proliferation. Gene Ontology annotation, cellular component: extracellular region.